Messenger RNA from Ruditapes philippinarum (Manila clam), 363 nucleotides. RefSeq names its product glutamic acid-rich protein-like. NCBI's taxonomy places the organism in Eukaryota, Metazoa, Mollusca, Bivalvia, Venerida, Veneridae. The record is from RefSeq and is a predicted model, not a curated record. Bases 1 to 363 code for a protein of 120 amino acids. The transcript has a single exon.
AUGCUUAAAGAAAAACAAGAGAAGAAAGAGCUAGAAGAAAGAGAAAAGCAAAAGAGAAAAGAAGAGCGUUUGAGAAAGAAAAUCCAACGGGAAGAACAAAUGAAGCUUAAGAAGAAAAUACGAUUUGAGCGGCAACGAGCUUUGAUGCAGAAGCGUAAACAAAAAGCACACGCGUCUCUAAAAAAUCAGCUAGAGUCUGACAGCGAUGACGCUGUUGAAAUCAAGUCAGGUAUUUGUUAUACCUGCGAAUCUCAAUACACUGAGGAGUUUAUUGAAUGUGAAAAAUGCCAACGUCGAUUCCAUAUUGUCUGUGUUCAGAAUGAAAUGAUCGACGGUGUUCCAUUUGAAUGCAAAUUUUGCUGA